CACCGUGGACCCUUGGCCUCCAGGGCCCACUGAGUGGGGAGUAAGAUCGGGGGCAGGUUGGUUCUUGGCUUAGACUGAAAAGCAGCCAUGGAGACGGUGUACGAGCAACUCAAUGAGAGCCAGGCAUGGCCGCCCUCCCCCUUUGACCUCAAUGGCUCUGCGACGGCAGCGAACAACUCCAACAAGACAGAGCCAUACUACGACAUGACCAGCAAUGCGGUCCUCACAUUCAUAUACUUCGUGGUCUGCAUCAUCGGUCUCUGUGGCAACACUCUUGUCAUUUACGUCAUCCUCCGCUACGCUAAGAUGAAGACCAUCACCAACAUCUACAUCCUCAACCUGGCCAUCGCCGAUGAGCUCUUCAUGCUGGGGCUGCCCUUCCUGGCCAUGCAGGUGGCGCUGGUCCACUGGCCCUUUGGCAAGGCCAUCUGCCGGGUGGUCAUGACUGUGGACGGCAUCAACCAGUUCACCAGCAUCUUCUGCUUGACGGUCAUGAGCAUCGACCGUUACCUGGCUGUGGUCCACCCCAUCAAGUCGGCCAAGUGGAGGAGACCCCGGACAGCCAAGAUGAUCAACGUGGCUGUGUGGGGGGUCUCUCUGCUGGUCAUCUUGCCUAUCAUGAUCUAUGCUGGGCUUCGGAGCAACCAGUGGGGGAAAAGCAGCUGCACCAUCAACUGGCCAGGUGAAUCUGGGGCGUGGUACACGGGGUUCAUCAUCUAUGCGUUCAUCCUGGGGUUCCUGGUCCCCCUCACCAUCAUUUGUCUCUGCUACCUGUUCAUUAUCAUCAAGGUGAAGUCCUCUGGCAUCCGAGUAGGUUCCUCUAAGAGGAAAAAGUCUGAGAAGAAGGUCACCCGAAUGGUCUCCAUAGUGGUGGCCGUCUUCAUUUUCUGCUGGCUCCCCUUCUACAUAUUCAACGUGUCCUCCGUGACCGUGGCCAUCGACCCCACCCCGGCCCUCAAAGGCAUGUUUGACUUUGUGGUGGUCCUCACCUACGCCAACAGCUGUGCCAACCCUAUCCUCUAUGCUUUCCUGUCUGACAACUUCAAGAAGAGCUUCCAGAACGUCCUCUGCUUGGUCAAGGUGAGUGGCACAGAUGACGGGGAACGGAGCGACAGCAAGCAGGACAAAUCCCGGCUGAAUGAGACCACGGAGACCCAGAGGACCCUCCUCAACGGAGACCUCCAAACCAGUAUCUAAACUGCCUGGCCAAACAAAACAAGCAAGCUCCACCAACGGGCAAAGGACUCCCUUCUCACCUGCUUUUCCCUCCUCCCACCCGCACACCUGGCUUCUAGGAUAGAGGUCCUAUGGGCCUGAGCCCAAGUCACAGCACAGCGAAUGAAUGGGCUUGUCUGGUAGAUAACUGAUACGUUGAUUACCUCCCCCUUUAAGUGAACACUCAAGUGCAGGCAGACAAUUCAAAGUC
Messenger RNA from Marmota flaviventris (yellow-bellied marmot), 1426 nucleotides. It is a transcript of the gene Sstr2, whose product is annotated as somatostatin receptor 2. NCBI's taxonomy places the organism in Eukaryota, Metazoa, Chordata, Mammalia, Rodentia, Sciuridae. Gene Ontology annotation, cellular component: neuron projection; plasma membrane. Gene Ontology annotation, biological process: neuropeptide signaling pathway; cellular response to estradiol stimulus; cellular response to glucocorticoid stimulus. Gene Ontology annotation, molecular function: neuropeptide binding; somatostatin receptor activity. The record is from RefSeq and is a predicted model, not a curated record.